AUGGCUGUGGAUGCGUAUUGGCGCUCAGUAGUCCGUCACCAAUGGCUGCCGAUAGCUAUUGGCGGGUUCGUCGUGCUGCUGCUCGUGUGCGCACCGCUGCUGCUCCAGCCGACUCGCCAGCUCCCCAUCAUGCAAGUACCGCCCGAUCCCGCCGCUGCCUCCGCCACACCGCUCAACCACUCCCCAGAACCAGGAGCUAUGGCGCUUGCGUCAGGGCCGGAAUCAGGAGCUCUCGCGGGUGACAUCGCCAUCCCGCAGGCAGGCAGCGGCGAGUCGGAUCUGAGCAGAGCGGACAAUCCCGAGGGGAUCCCGCGACUCGAGGGCAGGGAAUCAACGCGACUGCCAGUCGAUGCGUCUCAACACAUCUGCUGGACCUCAGAUGCUCUGCUCAGCCACACCUCACCAGGAGAAGCAGCAACCGCAGCAGCCCCCUCAGAAGGCGCAGCAGCCCCAGCAGCAGCAGCGGCAGCAGGAAGGGGAGUGGUGGUGGGUGGCAGGGGAUGCAGUGGGUGCGUGCAGGGGGAGGAGUGCAGCAUACACGUGUGGGUCAUGCCGCCUGCUCACUGGAUCCCGCCCUUGGGGUCCAAUCGGAGUCACGCGGACAACAACGGCAACAACAGCAGCAGCAGCAAUGAGAGCAGUUGGUUGACGGACGACCUGACUCUGACUCUGGAGGGCCCGGCCUUGGGCACUGGGGACGUGCAGUGCACCGACCCCCCUGCCUGCUCGCACUUCCUCAUCUCCUACCGCCUCUGGGACGUCGGAGAUUAUAGUGCCACUCUCUCUGUGGGUUGUUUAAACCUCAACUUCUCUCCUGACUUUGCCGCCCAUCUCAACUCCACCUUCCGCCAUGACCUUGCCACGUGGAGUCUCUCUAUUGGCUGGCCUGAACAAUCAGCUUCUGGGGGCGUUUUUGCAUCUGCAGGCACAGAUGGUGCUGCUGGUAACGGUGCUGCCUCCCUCAGCAGACUAGCCACGCCCUGCACACCUGGAUCCAUCCCCGGUCGCUGGAAGAGGGACAGCACUGGCAAUUACACCUGGACGUUCUUCCCCUGUGCGCCGCCAUUGUCGCCUCCCAGCCGUUGGAUCUCGGAUCUACGGCGCAAGGGCAUAGAGGAGAUCAACAUAGUGGGGAACUCGCACCAGAGGGGGCUGGCCAACCACCUGCACUUCCUGCUCUCGGGGGACACGGGGCCCUUAUUGCCCGAUCCCCGCUUCAACUACACCUUCCGCUCCACCAAUGCACAAGGGGAGACGUUCAGAAUCAACUGGUAUUGGGUUGAUGGCAUCUACCGCAACGGGGAGUUUGGCUGCGGCCCAUCAUCCACAAGCAUUGGGAGUGUGGAGCUGGAGUGUGGAGCUGGGAUACAGGAUCCUAAACCCCUCCUCUUCCUCUUCAUUCCCACACCUCCACAUUCGCCUCAGCUGACGUCACUGACUGCUAUAAGAACAAUCAUUAAUAAUCCUAAACCCCUCCUCUUCCCCUCCACCUUCCGCCCUUUCCUGCCCUUCCCCUUCCCUCGAACACCCCGACAGUGA
Messenger RNA from Closterium sp. Yama58-4, 1539 nucleotides. NCBI's taxonomy places the organism in Eukaryota, Viridiplantae, Streptophyta, Zygnematophyceae, Desmidiales, Closteriaceae. The record is from the annotation of a GenBank genome assembly.